AUGGCGGCGGCUGCUCCACCACGAAGGCAUCAGGAACUGUUCACACUCAGGUUUACCAAGGCUCUUGCCUGUGAAUUUGUAGCCACUGUGAUCUUCAUUUUCGUUGCCCUGGGCUCAGCCUUCAAGUGGCCCUUGCAGCUGCCCAGUGUCCUUCAGAUCUCCUUGGCCUUUGGCCUAACCAUCGGCACCUUGGUUCAAGCGUUCGGUCAUGUCAGCGGCACACACGUCAACCCAGCAGUGACCAUCGCCUACUUUGUAGGGAACCAGAUCUCUAUCCUCCGCUCGGUGCUCUAUGUGGUGUUACAGCUGUUGGGAGCCAUCACUGGUGCAGGAAUCAUCUACUCCGUGACACCCAAAGACGUCCGCCAUACUUUGGCCCUCAAUGACCUCACCUAUGGCACAAACCCUGGUGAGGCGCUGGUGGUGGAAAUCAUCCUAACCUUCUCGGUUGUCAUGUGCAUUUUCGCUGCCACUGAUAGACGCAGGGCGGAGAACAGGGGCAAUUCAGCAUUGUCUAUUGGACUGGCGGUCACCAUGGCUCACCUCAUUGGGAUUUAUUAUACUGGCUGCUCCCUAAAUCCAGCUAGAUCCUUUGGACCUGCUGUCAUAAUGGGAAAAUUCAGUGGUGCUCACUGGGUCUUCUGGUUAGGACCCAUCUUUGGUGCCAGCGUGGCCUCUGUAGUUUACAACUACCUUCUGUACCCUGAGAAACUGAGCCUAGAUGAGAGGCUGGCUAUUGUUCGAGGGUUCGUUCUUCCACAAGAUGAAGGGAGCAGCACACCCGGAACUAACUCUGAAAGACUCUGGACCUGAGCAUGUGGCGGGUUACUUACCAUGCCCAAAUGAUUCCAAUGACAGCCACACAAUUUGCUACAAUACCGUAGAACGCUGAGAAGUAACGUCCAGCCAUUGCAAAGGAAACAGUGUGAG
Molecule: messenger RNA, 930 nt
Organism: Lacerta agilis (Sand lizard)
Lineage: Eukaryota; Metazoa; Chordata; Lepidosauria; Squamata; Lacertidae
Product: aquaporin-5-like
Exons: 4
Coding region: 1-813 (270 amino acids)
Biological process (GO): transmembrane transport
Cellular component (GO): apical plasma membrane; plasma membrane
Molecular function (GO): water channel activity
Source: RefSeq, a predicted model, not a curated record